Molecule: messenger RNA, 1953 nt
Organism: Carlito syrichta (Philippine tarsier)
Lineage: Eukaryota; Metazoa; Chordata; Mammalia; Primates; Tarsiidae
Gene: TCTA
Product: T-cell leukemia translocation altered
Exons: 3
Coding region: 216-536 (106 amino acids)
Source: RefSeq, a predicted model, not a curated record
CCGGGGUCACUCGUCUUUUAAGCAAGUAGGGUGGGGCUAGGUGCGCGUGCGCCGUUUUAACACUCCACCCCAAACUGCCAACUCUUCAAGCUAGUGAAGUAGGCCCCUCCCUGCCGGGUUUACGCGUGCGCACGAACAGGCUUGACCCCGGAAGACCUCACGCCUGCGUCGUGGGAACUACGGUGACAGUACCCCGGGCGGGGCACGGGCCUGUCAUGGCGGAGCCCUGGUCUGGGCAGUCUUUGCAGGCUCUGCCGGCCACGGUACUGGGUGCGCUGGGCGCCCUGGGCAGCGAGUUCUUGCGGGAAUGGGAGGCGCAAGACAUGCGCGUGACCCUCUUCAAGUUGCUGCUGCUGUGGUUGGUUUUAAGUCUCCUGGGCAUCCAGCUUGCCUGGGGGUUCUACGGGAACACGGUGACCGGGUUGUAUCACCGCCCAGGUCUGGGCGGUCAGAACGGAUCCACACCUGAUGGCUCCACGCAUUUUCCUUCGUGGGAAAUGGCAGCAAAUGAACCUCUCAAAACCCACAGAGAAUAAGGGAAAGCAGCAAAGGGGUCUCCAGAGGCAUCACUGGGUCUGCUGGCUUCUACACUGGGCUCAGCUGCUGAACAGACUCCAGGAACAACUUCAGGGGCCUCAGGGUUGGAGGCAGGGAGUACCCCAGUGCCUGGAGGGCUGGGCCUUCACUACCCUUGGCCUUGCUUCCCCUACAUCCCCAGGCACUGGGCAAGUGAAGAAUUUGCCUCUACCCUUAUCUGGGUGCCUUAAGGAGAGAAGUAGUGUUCCUCCUAUCUUGGGUUAGAGCUCAGGAGAAGCUUCUGAGUUGGGGAGGUCAGUAGUUCCUUUUUUGCUCGGUUUUUUUUAAUUGUCCCUCUUCCCAUCCCCCUGGGAUGUGACCCCAUAAAGAUUUGUCCUUCUGAGAGAAAGCCUUAGGUUGACCAGCUCUGGGAUUUGUAAGGAAGAUCUGUUCUUCCCUAAGCCUUGAGUUUCCUGAUUUUCUCUGGUUUUGCUUUGUUAGCAGAGAGCCAGGGAAUCCUGGCCUGGGCCAGGCCUUAUACUCUAUGGUUCCUUAACUGGUUAUUGAAGUAUAAGACAGGUUGUCCCUGCUGGCACUAUCCAGAUGGAGUCACCAGACAUCCACCUCCCUGGCUCAACCAGAGCUUUCCAGGUGUGAGCCAAGCAAAGGAAAUUGUCAUCUCCUAACUGUCCUACUCAUAUUCCUCUCAAUCCUUCUCGAAAGUAAGUUAGGUACUUGAAAGAGGCAGAGCCUACCAGCUGAACCCCUGGGUGGCCUCCUACCCCCACUGCUAAGUGCCCAUGGAACUUGGGGUCUGUACCUUGCCCCUCAUAGGGAAGUACUAAGCAGUUAGUACAAAGAAGCCUCAUCAUGCCCCACAGCCUUAUUUCGCAUCUGGACCCUAGUACAAACAGGGUCCUCAUCCUAAGAGCCCAUGGGCUCAGCUCCUCCCCACUAGCAUCAUCUCAUCCUCCAGGAAUUCUUAAUAGAAAUGAGCCACAAGCCAGACAGCCCCGCCACUUUCACAGUGGGCCAGGGGAGCUUUCAAAUCUGUGGGUGGCAAAUGCCCAUACAGAAACACUGAUUCCUGAAAGCAUUAUUAAGCCCUGAACCUGCCUCCUUCCCUGAGGGCCCUAUUACUGCCUCCCUCUGCUGGGCCAACCAGCUUAGUGUCCCACUGCUUGCUUCCUGUCUACUGGAUGUCACAUUUCCAUCUGGCUGCCUUUGUCUAAGCUGUAUAUGUGGCAGAGGUACACUGGAAAUGGGAAUGCACUGAGUUAAUGCACAUGUACCCACUCCAAAGAUGUCUUCCGGCUGUCAAGAUGAUGGUCUUCGCACCCCCAGGCCUGCCCACUAACACCACUACAAACAGAAUCAGAGUCUUACAUUUCACCCCAGGCUCAACCAAGGAUGUGGCUUAUUAAACACAGAAGUGCA